CUUGCAGCAUUCGUUUCCUGUGCACCGGCGUACCAAUACCUAACCAAAUCCUCAAUCCUGCGUUGCGUUCCUCCCACAACCGACACAUCUCGUGGUCGGAAAGCUUCCAUGCGAUAAGAGGCCGCUUAGCGAUGCUACCCAUGCAGCGAGCCAUUCCCGGCUCUGCUCGCUCCAGCCUGCGCCAAGUGCACACACAGCCGUGGCAGCAGGCAACGCGAAAUAGAGCCAAUGCCAAUGCCUCCAUUCCAGCUCCGUUCAAAGCGCAGACACGACCCAUCACCCGCCAAUCCUCGCCAUCGAUAGCGAAGACUGUCCGACACACCUUCGAGCGGCCGUCAGCGAAGGACGUACAGGUCCAGGUCCGAUGGGCUUCGACGAAAGAGUCUGCGGCUGGUCCGAAGCAGUCUAAGAGCAUAAUCCUUCGCUAUGCCUACAAAGCGCUGGCCUCACUCGGCUUGUUCAUCGUUAUCAGCGGUGGACUGGUCGUCGCCUUCUUCAUCUACGAUGCUACCACAUAUCGUGAAAAUCCAGAUACCGCGGAGCUUGCCGUCUCAGAGCUGGCUUUGAAUCCGCGGAAGGGCGGUCCCAAGAAUCUACCCAUCGCCGAGUAUUUUGUGGACGAUGAGGAGGAUUCGGGGAUGAGAGAGCAGAAGCACAAGCCAAAGCUGGUCAUUUUGGGCACAGGCUGGGGGAGCGUGGCAUUGCUGAAGGAGUUGAACGCUGCCGAGUACCACGUCACAGUCGUCUCGCCUUCGAAUCACUUUCUGUUCACACCAAUGCUUCCAUCCGCGACUGUGGGCACUUUGGAAUUCAGAAGUCUGGUCGAGCCAGUGCGUGGGAUCAUCAAGCGAAUCAAAGGUCAUUUCCUGAAGGCGUCUGCCGUGGACGUUGACUUUAGUAACAAGUUGGUCGAGCUGGAAUCUUACGACUCAGAUGGCGGAAAGCGGCGCUUUUACCUGCCAUAUGACAAGCUCAUUAUUGGAGUCGGAUCUACCACAAACCCACAUGGCGUCAAAGGACUAGAGCACUGCCAUUUCCUCAAGGACAUUUCAGAUGCUCGCAAGAUCAGAAAUGCUGUGAUACGCAACCUCGAAACUGCAUCUUUGCCCACUACCUCCGACGAAGAGCGAAAAAGAUUGCUCUCCUUCGUUAUUUCUGGUGGCGGUCCUACUGGAGUCGAAUUUGCUGCUGAGCUCUACGACAUGCUGAAUGAGGAUCUCACCAAGUUCUAUCCCAGACUUUUAAGAAAUGAGAUUUCUGUGCACGUCAUCCAGUCUCGUGGCCACAUUCUCAACACCUACGACGAAGCUCUCAGCAAAUACGCAGAAGAUCGCUUGGCCCACGACGACGUCGACGUGCAGACCAACGCACGUGUAAAGGAGGUGCAAUCAGACCGAAUACUUUAUACUCAAAAGGACGCGGACGGCAGCGUAAUCACGAAGGAACUUCCCAUGGGCUUCUGCCUGUGGUCUACAGGAGUUUCGCAGACUGAAUUCGCUCAGAACAUCGCCAAGAAAUUCGGCAACCAGAACAACCGCCACGCUCUUGAGACCGACACUCAUCUGCGUCUCGCAGGCGCACCUUUAGGCGACGUCUACGCAAUUGGUGACUGCAGUACUGUCCAGAACAAUGUCUCAGACCACGUCAUUACGUUUCUGCGUACAUUGGCCUGGGAAAAAGGCAAAGAUCCAGCCACAAUGCAGAUUACAUACCCGCAAUGGUGCGAAGUUGCGAAGCGCGUCAAGGCGCGUUUCCCGCAGGCAUCGGACCAUCUCAAGCGACUUGGGAAGCUCUUCGAACAAUACGACAAGGACAAGAAUGGCACUCUAGACUUCGGCGAGCUCAGUGAACUCCUUAAGCAGAUCGAUAGCAAGCUCACCUCUCUGCCAGCAACAGCGCAACGCGCCAAUCAGCAAGGUGUCUACCUCGGACGCAAGCUCAACAAGCUAGCACGCGCUGAGUAUGGCAUGAGGUUGAACGACAUUAUCGAUGGCGAUGUCGACGAUGCCGUAUACAAAGCAUUCGAGUAUAAGCAUAUGGGCAGUCUGGCAUACAUUGGUAACGCAGCAAUCUUCGACUUCAAUGGCCAUGGGUGGGGCGGUGGUCUGCUCGCCGUGUAUCUCUGGCGUAGUAUCUAUUUCGCGCAGAGCGUCAGUCUACGUACGCGUAUGCUGCUUGCGAUGGACUGGAGUAAGCGAGCAUUGUUUGGAAGAGACAUGAUGAAUUACUAAGCAUUUGCAUGAUACAGCUGUACAUCUUCCAGAGCCCUGGUAGCGGUAACUAGCGCGCUGGUCCUAUUGCAAUAGGUCAAUUACCUAUCUUGUAUCUCAGGAUUGGACGAGACCUAUUGAAUAUUCGAACAACCAUGUAUGUCGCGAAGCAGAAAACGGAACUCGGUGCUCACCUUCUAUGUCCACCUGUUCCGUGAGGGCUGACAUCCAGAUAUGGCUUGUGUUGCUCGGGCCGUGAUAGCGUUUUCGGGAAACAUGCUUAUUAGCAGCUCGCAAAGUAUCCUCAGGUUAUGAGGACUUUUUUCGCAAAAAAAUGGAGACGGCGCGCACACCACUGAGGACACUGAUUCUUUGUCGAGUAUAUAGUCUAUCACGAUUCCUGGUGAUCAACG
Messenger RNA from Pseudocercospora fijiensis CIRAD86, 2623 nucleotides. RefSeq lists its product as uncharacterized. The coding region runs from base 132 to 2231 and encodes 699 amino acids. NCBI's taxonomy places the organism in Eukaryota, Fungi, Ascomycota, Dothideomycetes, Mycosphaerellales, Mycosphaerellaceae. The transcript is spliced from 2 exons. The record is from RefSeq and is a predicted model, not a curated record. Gene Ontology annotation, molecular function: NADH dehydrogenase activity; calcium ion binding.